UAGUGACAAUUUCGGUGGUGCAGAGUGAAUAAAGUGAUUUUAAAUUCAAUUGUGAACGAUAUUCGGUGUGCUUGUAAUUUAGUGAUUCAAUGAGCGAUUGAAGUGAUUUGAGAAAUAAGGAAUUGUGAUGGCGACGGAAGACAACGGAAGCCCUCAGGGUUCUCCGAAGCCGUCAUUAGCUGCGCAACCUACACCAUUCAGCAUCGAGGAUAUUCUCAGUCGUUCUAAGAGCCACGGAGAAUCCACAGACUUACGUCGCUCGAUGCCUGAAGAAUUCCCUGAGAAUUCCCAACACGGACAUACCUCUGAUUUUCCAGUGUACGACAGAAGUCCUUGCAGCUCCCUGGAGCACGAGAUGCGAUCGAAUCGGUCAGUAUUCCGAAAAGGACCCUCUUCACCGGAUUGUCAAGCCAGUGUAGUCCGAGAAUUAGAUCUACUCAGAAAAAAUUUGGCUCAGGCGAAUCUAUCCAAUUUCGGCAGCCUCCCCAGAAACAAUUUCGAUAAUUUCGAUCGCCUUGGCAUCGCUUACCGAAAGAUGAAGGAAUCAAGCCGCCAGCAAGACGAAGCCCUGGACAUGAGCAAGAGCAAAUAUCUAGACGACAUCGAGGAUGAUCUUUACGAAUCUCAGGCCCACAGCCAGUCCCUUCAAAGCCGAAAGAAGAGAAGUAGAGCGGCUUUUUCUCAUGCUCAGGUGUACGAAUUGGAGAGGCGAUUUGCAGCGCAAAAGUAUCUCUCGGGGCCGGAGAGGGCCGAUCUCGCGAGGGGCCUUAAGCUCACAGAGACGCAAGUGAAAAUUUGGUUUCAGAAUCGGAGGUACAAGACCAAGAGACGCCAGCAGCAGGAGUUAGGUGCUCUGGUAAAUUCAAAUACUGCCAGGAGAGUUGCUGUGAGGGUCCUGGUUCAUCCUGAUGAGCAUCUCAGAGGGCUUCCACCACUUCGCAGUGCAAAUCUUCAAUUACCCGGACAAAUAGCAUGCCCACCACAAAUCCAUCCAUCGAAUAAAGCUUUAAACACUUUUCCUUACUACUGCCUUCCUUAUCACCCUCUCCUCUGUCCACCUUUGCAUUCACCUCACAUACAAGUUCCAGGGAUUCCCGAAUUGGAGCAAAUUCCACGUGAUACCCAAAUAACAAAAAUCAAUCAUGAGAAAUAACUAGUUCCACCGGAGAAUCUCAUCGUCAACAAAUAAAUGUAAUGAGGGAGCAAACAGUCUCGAUCUUUUAACUACAACAUUUAGAUAAUUACCAUAAUGAUAGCGAAAUUUCUUGUCAAG
Fopius arisanus is the source of this 1273-nucleotide messenger RNA. RefSeq names its product homeobox protein bagpipe. The record is from RefSeq and is a predicted model, not a curated record. The transcript is spliced from 2 exons. Bases 128 to 1153 code for a protein of 341 amino acids. Gene Ontology annotation, cellular component: nucleus. Gene Ontology annotation, biological process: regulation of transcription by RNA polymerase II; cell differentiation. Gene Ontology annotation, molecular function: DNA-binding transcription factor activity, RNA polymerase II-specific; RNA polymerase II cis-regulatory region sequence-specific DNA binding. NCBI's taxonomy places the organism in Eukaryota, Metazoa, Arthropoda, Insecta, Hymenoptera, Braconidae.